CUUUCACUUCCCCAGCAGGGGUGCGGGCGCCGCGGGAUCCAGUCACAUGGCGGGGUCAUGCCCGCAGGAAGGUCCGCGCACGCCCCCGGCGUCCAGAGCGUGGUCACCGGGGAACGCGCCGUGGCCUCGGGCGGCCCUGACGUCACGACAGCCUCGCGCCCCCGAGUAUUUACCUUCGAAAAUUGAUGGCGGCUGCAGUCUGGGCCCAGAUCCUGUGCCGCUGAAGACAUGGAGUUUGUGUCUGGAUACCGGGAUGAGUUCCUAGAUUUUGCUGCCCUCCUCUCUGGCUGGUUCCGCAAGUUCGUGGCUGAGCGAGGGCCUCUGGGCGCCAGCCUUGAGGGCCGCUGGCAACAGCUGGAGGCUCAUAUCAGAAGGCUGCCCCAGGAUCCUGCCCUUUGGGUGCUCCAUGUCUUACCCAACCGUAGUGUGGGCAUCAGCCUGGGGCAAGGGCCAGAGACAGGCCCUGGCCCAGGCCUGGGGGCUGCCCUGCUCCUGGGAGAUGAGCCCCCACUGCACUUGCAAGACCUAAGCCCCUAUGUCAGCUUUGUCAGCCUGGAGGAAGGGGAGGAGGAGGAGGAGGAGGAAGAGGAAAAGAAUAAAGAGAGGGGUAGAAGCAUGGAGAAGACGGAAGAGGAGGAUGGGCAGCCAGCCCCUGACAGCAGGGAGUUCUCCCAGGAAGCAAACCCUCCAGAGGAGCCAGAGGAGGCUGAGCAGGACGCAGGACGUGGUGCGAAUGGCUGCCUAGAGGACAGGGCGGAGGACAAAACAGGCCCUGAGAGGAGGAAGGGUCAGAGAAGCGAGGCUGUCCCCUUGCACCUUUCCUGCCUCUUACUGGUGACAGAUGAACACGGCACCAUCUUGGGCAUUGACCUGCUAAUGGAUGGAGCCCAGGGAAGGGCAGGCAGGGAUUCAGGGACAGAGCACCUGGCUCCUCAGGCCUAUGCUCUCCUCUGCCACAGCAUGGCCUGCCCCAUGGGCUCUGGAGACCCCCGGAAACCCCGAAAGCUUACUGUGGGAGACGCCCAGCUGCAUCGAAAGCUGGCGACUCUGGUCCCAAGGCUGGGAGUGAAGUUAGCCAAGACCCCAAUGCGGACAUGGGGCCCCCGGCCAGGCUUUACCUUUGCCUCCCUUCGGGCUCGAAUCUGCCAUGUUUGUCACAGGCACAGCUUUGAAGUGAAGCUGACACCCUGUCCCCAGUGUAGAGCUGUCUUGUACUGCGGAAAGGCUUGUCUCCAGGCUGACUGGCGGCGAUGCCCAGAUGAUGUGAGCCACCAAUUUUGGUGCCCAAGGCUUGCAGCCUUCAUGGAGCGGGCUGGAGAGCUGGCAGCUCUGCCUUUCACCUACACCACAGAGGUGACCAGUGAAACCUUCAACAAGGAGGCCUUCCUGGCCUCACGAGGCCUUACUCGUGGCUACUGGACCCAGCUCAGCAUGCUGAUUCCUGGCCCUGGUGCACCCAGGCACCCCUGGGGCAGCACAACAUCCCUCAGCCUUCUUCUCAAUGGAGAUCCCUACCAGCUUCUCCAUGGGAAUGGGCCACCCCUGAUGCCUCCUGUGCCCCCAGAUCCACCCAGGGGCCUCUUUGGCUCGUGGCAGGAUUACUACACAUGGCGGGGCCUCAGCUUGGACUCCCCCGUGGCUGUGCUUCUCACCUACCCGCUGACUGUGUACUACAUCAUCACCCACCUGGUGCCCCAGUCUUUCCCUGAGCUCAACAUCCAGAACAAGAAGUCACUGAAAAUCCACGUGGUGGAGGCCAGGAAGGAGUUUGACCUUGUAAUGGUGUUCUGGGAGCUCUUGGUCUUGCUCCCCCACAUGGCCCUGGAGCUGCAGUUUGUGGGUGAUGGCCUACCCCCUGAGAGCGACCAGCAGUGUUUUACCCUGCAAAGGGAUGGCCCUGAAGUAUCUCUCCGUCCUUGUUGUGAAGUAUCAGCACGCCUCAGCUCCGGGAAUAAGGAGAAGGGGGGCCGCAGGGACCUGCAGAUCAAAGUGUCAGUUCGGUCCUACCACCUGCUCCAGGGGCCCAAGCCUGACCUAGUUGUUGGUAAGAGCCUGGGUAGGAAUGUGAGGAAAGUGGAAGGCGGCCAUGGGAACCAGCUUCUCCCUGCUCUCCCUCCAUUCGUAGGGUUUAACCCUGGCUUUGGUCUCAAGGACACUUGGCUGAGCUCGCUGCCUCGGUUACAGGUGCGAAAGGGAACUUCUCUCACCUCCUGCCCAGUCCUUCCUUUUCCAAAAGUCUCUGCCCCAUCAAAUGCCCCCAUGAGGAGGCAUGUGCACGGGUCCUCUUGCUCCUCUCUGUCUACCUCCCCCAUCCAGGUCGGUCUGGAUCCUCAGUUUCCAACCCAGCCUGUGACCCCUUUUGUUCGGGAGGUAACCUGGUGGGAGCCUCUCCGAGUGUCUAAGGGGCCCGCCCCACCCCAGUCCCUCCGAGUGCCGGCCUUUUUCACGGAGAGCAGCGAGUACAGUUGUGUGAUGGACGACCAGACCAUGACGGUGGCCACAGGAGGGGGCACCAGCCCUCCACAGCCCAACCCCUUCCGCUCCCCCUUCCGCCUCAGAGCGGCCGACAACUGCAUGCCCUGGUACUGCAACGCCUUCAUCUUCCACCUGGUCUACAAGCCGCCGCCAGCGAGCGCGGCCCGCCCGGCGCCCGGGCCUGCGCCCCGAGCCCCAACUCCCCCAGCUCCUCUCGCCCGCACCUGGAGGCGCCGAGGAGAAAAGAAACUUGGGCGGGCGGCCCGCCGGCGGAAGUGAGGGCUGAAAGGUAGCAGUCCCCUCUGACCCCCAACACUCCUCCGAAAGGAGAACAAUACGCACAUUGCCGAGGGGUAGGCCGAUUAGUGGAACACGAAAAGCUAAAUAAAAUUGAAACCACUGAGUCGUA
This is a messenger RNA of Manis javanica (Malayan pangolin), 2884 nucleotides long. The record is from RefSeq and is a predicted model, not a curated record. Lineage: Eukaryota; Metazoa; Chordata; Mammalia; Pholidota; Manidae.